CGGACUGGUGAGCCCGGUUGGAGAAGUGUCUGCGAGAAUUUUACCUCUGCUUAUCGAUUUUGAGCGUUUUUCGUUGGAAAAAGACUGUGGAUAAGCAACUGAUAUUUUCCAAUGAUUUUAGCUUUUGAAAGUUAUCACGGAGGACAUAAUUGCAUAUUGGGACCAGGAAUGAUUCGGUCGGUUUUUGACUGUUCUGUACCAGAGGUCAAUAACCCAUCCGCACUGAAAUUAAAAGCGGAUCUCACUACGUUUGACUAUGCUGCUGAAAAUGAUGCGAAGCCAUCCGAAACGUUUAAUGAAACUAUAGUCGAGGCUUAUACCAAUUCGACAAAUUUCGUGAAAUCGUGUUCCGUCAGCCAUGAUCACACCCAACAUUGACCCGAUACCGUUGCCUCCGAAAAGGCGCUGGUCGGCCAUUUCGGAGAACAUCGCAAGAGGUACAUGUACGGAAACACUCGGCUGCAAUCGGCCAGCUUCGGCAAAUGACGCAGGUAUUUCUGAAAGGGACGCUAUCAUGUGGAACCGACAUUUCGAAAAUGGGGAGGACUACCAACAGCAGAAAGACAAAAGUAUGACGAAAUCACACAGCUCACCCGAAGGAAACUCACCCCAAGCUGAAAAGACAGACCAAAAGGCUGGGAAUUACGCCCAGGUUAGAGCAUCUGACAUCGAACCCCACGUUGACAACUCUUCCUGUUUAUGUUAUCCGGAACUCUGGCGAGCUGUGGGGUUCGACCCACUCGGUUUAGGGCAUAAGGGGUUGUUUACUUUGAGGAUAUACCACAAACUGGGCGGAAGAGAUUUUUCGGAGUUUCAGAGACUCUUUGCAAAGAUCAGGGACUUCUAUCACCAACUUCAGUCGUAUCCAGUAACCCCAGGCAUCGUCUACAUUCCUUCUGACCGCAGGGAGGUUAAUACAGACACGAUCUCGAUGAUCGUCAACACCAACUUAAAGCACCUAGAGUACUACGCCUACCACGGACGCUACGCACCAAGACCGCCAAGCCUCCAAGACAAGCUAACGCCUUUGCCGCACACCCUGUUCAAUAUCGACUCGAGCUACUAUCAGGGACAGCACACUUGGUCAAAAGCUAAAAAUACUUCAGAGUGCCUUCCCGCUCAGAGUUGGGGUGACAAUGGCCAAUGUGGUUACCAAAAGCCAAUGCAAUCUAACCUAGGUAUUACGCAAUAUCAGCAAUACCCCCGGCAGUACCAAUUUAAUUCAAAAGCUAGUGAUUUAGGAAAUGAAACGGUUUGGGAAAAUCAUUACCAGGAUAUUAACAUACAGUCGCCGAACACGCCACACAGAAUUCCUCCUUCUCCCAAGGUGCACGAGUUGAAGCGAAGAGGUAGUGAGCUGCCACUAGUGCCGAGGAUGUGGCCAUCACAUGUUGUGGAAGACGGCAAACGACGUAAGGUGGAAGGAUCCAAGAGGACAUUACCUGAUGUCCAGGAAACGGACAUCUCCCACCUUAACCAAGGAACCCAACGCUAUCCGUUCUGGAUGGGCAAACAGUCCCAGGGAACUCCUCCCUUUACCACUAAUGAUAGAGAUGCUCAAACAAGUUGUGACGACAUGCCCCCUCUGAUCUACAUCCCAGAACAGGCUUCCGUAUUAGCAAGUGCAAGGGCGUGGACUACUCAGGAGAUUUUGUCUCAGAAACAAAGUCAGCAUUACUGGCCUCCACCAGGACUCCAGAUGACCAGUGACCAGGAUGUAUCGUGGGUAAAGCAAGAACUUUUGGGCGAUACUGACCAGGCACUUGACCUGUCGGUUUGCAAUACCGCAAAUUGCAGAGGAGAGGGUGUUUGUACUACCGCUCGACACGUCAUGACGGAAACGAAUGGAGCCGAUUAUCAGCAGAGACCAAACGACACAGGAGAAUUCUUUGCAGGAAAUUCAAAGGUUUACUCACUCAGAAACGUGGUUGACAAACACAUUUUGCAGCAGUUUCCAGAUAACACUGUUAGUGACCAUGUGCCUAGUAUCAAAAGAAAUAGUGAAGUUGAAACCACGAUUCCUAAUGGGAAUAGAAAGUACCCUUCUAGGAAAGGUGCACCUUGGGACAGGGGACUAGGGCUUCAGCAAUCUUUUCAAAACCCAACAGUGCCAAACAACCAACAAGUUAGUCCGACAAUUCAUUCCAAAACAGUCCAACCAGCGAACUGCUCAGUGAAAACUAGCACUCUCGAACAGCACUCCUCGAGCUGUGAAAAUGGCCUAGUGGGCAACAAAAACGUAACUAAAUAUUUACUGAAUGGUGGCCCCAGUUUAUCUCGAAGCCAAGGUGUGCAUUUACAGACGGGUUUAGCACAACCUUGUCAUACGAAUCAAGGUGAAAGAGUAGCUUUAAUGAAAGAUAAGACAGUUGUACAGAAGGAACAGAAGAAGCCUCGAAAGAUGGAGGUUCCUGAUAUGAAAGUUGUCUCUGAGGUCCAUUCUACGCUUUGCCAUAUGUUAGCAGGUCUCGUUGGGUACCCGUUGUCCUUAGUGACAAACAUGGGUCUAGAAGACCACUCGGAUCAAUCAGAAUCUAAGACCACGACCACGAAGCGAAUGUCGAAAAUGGGUGCAAAAAUCCUCAGCCAGUUUUUAGCGGAAGGUACUGAUUGCUAUGACAAAGUUGUCGACUUGAUUAAUGAUCAGUAUGAUGUGAGCGAUGAAGAAGUCGUUAAGCCCAAACACGCUGAAGAUGACCGAGGUACAAACCAAAGAAAGCUUUUACGUAGUAUGCGCCAUGAUUUGAGUUUAAGAGAACGUCCCGAGGCAUCGCCAAAAUAUAUCCCCAAUGGUACUUCGGAUAUUCUCGCACGGAUGCUCUCUGGUUAUAAAUGCUACAGUACGGAGCUUCAAAACUUCUCUGCCAGAAAUCCUAAGUUAGACACUGACCGGGACUCCGAGGGUGAGUCGACUUAUUCUUGCGGGUCUGAGUGCAGUGGUUGUGACAGCUGCCGUGGGCAGACCAGAGGAGACGAAAGUUGGGAGACGAGUUUUAACGUGUUGCCUGGCGUCCCUUUGAGACAGUCCGGGAAUCCAGGCAUUGAAAGCCAUAUCAAAACGACUGAAAGGUGCGCUGUUCUGAAGAGGCAUCCGUUGCACUCCUACAGCAUGCCCCUUCCUGCCAGAAAGCGCCAUAUUUUCAUGUUGCAGGAAGAUGAGAAUUUCUCAUGGACAGAUCAUCAUAACCAUAACCACUUUUCAAAAAAGAAAGAUGUUGUCAUAGAGGACCCGACUCCAACGCAGAUACAGGAUGGUAACUCAGUUUACCAGUCUAACAGACUUUUAAUAACAAGGGACUCAAAUGAAGGAUUAACUGCAGUCGGAAGUACAGACAAGCAGUCAACUUUAGACGGCAAUGAAGCAAUUGAACAAUCUAUUUCGAAUUCUACUUGUAGUGCCGACUUGAAAGCUUUUCCUCUAGACACUGAUUUGAACAGAUCAUCUGUUGUAACUGAUUUCACGGAUUUAACCAAUGACCCUUUUUCGAUUGGAAGUCCGCCUCAAGAAGGUGAGCCUGGUUCAUUGAAAAGCCACAUGUUGGAUUUGCCAUAUGCCAGGAGAAGGAAAGUGUCACUUGCCAUCAAUUCGAUACCAAAUGAACUAUUGAACUGUUGAACUGAUGAACACACGGCGUCAACACAUAUUCCGAGAUCUCCAUAUUCCUAUGUAAAACCCGGUGUUACCCUUUAAUUUAGUAUAGUUUAGAGAAAUAUGCUGACGGCAAAAUGAUGUGAUUGAUAAACUGUUAAUUAGGUGUUUGUAUAUUUGAACUUUUUUAUAGAAUUUUUUGUCUUACCGUCGGGCAAUGGCUGUAAAUAUUACAUGUUAAUAAUAUACUCUAGUUUUACCAUCCUGAGACCGCUUCAUAACUAUGAAAUCGACACAAAAGCUGAACUGAAACAUGACCUGAUGACGAUCGGUUCAUUGGUGUUGCCAUUCCAUUGCCGCGUCCAUCCAAAUUAUGCUAGUUAAUGAUAAUCUCAUUGAUAAAGACCGGCCAAAUUCUCAAACCAAUUUCACCAAUAACUGGACACUUUAUCAUGGUAGAACUGGCGGUAAGACAUGACUAAAACCAACUGAAGGUUUACUUUGAUCGUGGUUCCCAUGAAGUUGACACGCCACUGCCGUGCCCGCUAUCAGAGAAAACUCGCUGUUUUCGACAGAAACAAUACACCUUCCUCGUGGUAUUCUCAUGUGUACAAACGUUAUGGCUGACUGUUGGCACCCCUUGCGUUAGAAAGAGGAACUAGAUUAAGUUGGACCAACAGUAAAAUGUACAUCGAACGGCGUCCCAGAUAUAUUUAGUUUUUCCCCGAUAGGUUUCAAUUCAUGUGUAAGUAAGUCAUUAAAGUCGUUUGUAUUUAUAUUUCUCAUUGUCAAAUAAAAAUGAAACAUUGAUA
Messenger RNA from Lineus longissimus, 4401 nucleotides. RefSeq lists its product as uncharacterized. The coding region runs from base 359 to 3616 and encodes 1085 amino acids. The transcript is spliced from 3 exons. The record is from RefSeq and is a predicted model, not a curated record. Lineage: Eukaryota; Metazoa; Nemertea; Pilidiophora; Heteronemertea; Lineidae.